This is a messenger RNA of Pangasianodon hypophthalmus (striped catfish), 599 nucleotides long. RefSeq names its product fatty acid-binding protein, intestinal. The record is from RefSeq and is a predicted model, not a curated record. Gene Ontology annotation, cellular component: cytosol; nucleus. Gene Ontology annotation, molecular function: fatty acid binding. The coding region runs from base 92 to 490 and encodes 132 amino acids. NCBI's taxonomy places the organism in Eukaryota, Metazoa, Chordata, Actinopteri, Siluriformes, Pangasiidae. The transcript has 4 exons. Gene Ontology annotation, biological process: fatty acid transport.
UUUAUAAAAGCACAGAGACAGAACAACAGAUUCACCUUCUUUACUCCACUCUCUCUCUCUGUCCUGAUCUGUGUCUCUCUCUAUUUCUAACAUGGCAUUCAACGGCACAUGGAAGAUCGACCGUAAUGAAAACUAUGACAAGUUUAUGGAACAGUUGGGCAUUAACAUGGUAAAGAGAAAGCUGGCUGAACACGACCACCUGAAGCUCAUCAUUGAGCAGAACGGAGACAAGUUCACGAUUAAGGAGUCGAGCACAUUCAGGACCAAAGAUAUCGAGUUCACGCUCGGAGUGCAGUUUGAGUACUCAAUGGCCGACGGCACUGAGCUUAUUGGCACUUGGGCGAUGGAGGGAGAGACUCUAAAAGGCACAUUCACCAGGAAGGACAACGGCAAACUCCUGAUCACAACCCGGUCACUGGUUGGUGGGGAACUUGUACAGUGCUACAGCUACGAAGGUGUUGAUGCUAAGAGGAUUUUCAAGAAGGCAUAAAGGAAGUGUGGAGAAGGACUGUCCAGUUUUGGAACAGAUUUUAUAUGAAACUGUCACUGUUGUCAUUACCUGUUAUGUUUCAAAUAAAUGUACGGAUGUUUCUGCUUUA